GCAUCGGACCUAAGGCGGAGCCGGCUCCCGAGGGCGUGUCCUCGGCCCGCCUGAUUUGAUCCACUUUUGGGAAAGAAGAAGAAGAAGGAGGGAAGAAAACGCGUGGUCGUCUCGCGCUCCCUCUUGCCGGCCCGACGACGUUUGUCCAAGUCCCGGUCCCGGUGCUGGCGAGCGGCUCCGGUCCCGGUCCCGGUCCCGGACCGUUCCUUGGCUUCGGCAUGCGGAGCGGCCGUGUGUCUUGCCUGCUGGUGGCGCUGUUGUGCGCGGAAGCGUGCGCGGCCAUGGUGGACGGCGACGCGGAUUCCGAGGAAUCGGCGGAGGUGUUCCCCAGGCUGCUGUCGGCGCCCGGCGACCCGGACCGCCUGCUGGUGUCGCUGGCGGCCUUCGGACGGAACCUGCGGCUCAACGCCACCAGGGACGGCGGCGGCCUGCUGCCCGCCCAUCUGCUGGUGGAGGAACGGCGGGCCGGCGGGACGCCGCCGGCCUGCGUGCCAAUGGCCCGCAAGCAGCUCUGCCUCUACUCGGGCUCCGUCCUGGACCGACCCGGUUCGCUGGUGUCCAUCACGGCCUGCGGAGGCCUGACGGGUCUGGUGCACGUGGACGGCGAGGUUCUGUUCAUCCGCCCCCUGGAGGAGGAAAAGCGGCGGCGGCAGAGCCAGCGCUCGCCGGGGUGGCUCUCGGGCAUCAAACAUCAGCUGAUGCGACGGCGCCGCCGAGACGCCGACGGCGCGCCGCGACGCCGACGAGACGAGGAGAAGGCGGCGGAGGGAGGUGGUCGCAAGCGCGCGGCCAUCCCCGGCGAGGACGCCUACACGGUGGAAACGCUGCUGGUGGCCGACUCCAGCAUGGUCCAGUACCACGGCGCCGACGCCGCCAGGAGGUUCUUGUUGACCGUCAUGAACAUGGUGUACAACAUGUUCCGGCACCAGAGUUUGGGCGUGAGGAUCAACAUUCGGGUCACAAAGUUGGUUCUGCUUCACAGUCGCCCAGACAAGCUGAAGGUGGGCCACCACGGCGAGCGUUCCCUGGAGAGCUUCUGCCAGUGGCAGCACCAAGAGUUUGGAGGCCGGCGCCGCCUGGGAAGCAAUCGCCUGCCCGCAGGAGCGGACCGACUCCCGCCCGUGGACAGCGCCGUGCUCGUCACCAGGACAGACUUCUGCGUGCACAAGGAGGAACCGUGUGACACUGUCGGUAUGGCGUACCUGGGCGGCGUGUGCAGCGCCAAGCGCAAGUGCGUGCUGGCCGAGGACAACGGCCUCAACUUGGCCUUCACCAUCGCGCACGAGCUGGGCCACAACAUGGGUAUGAGCCACGACGACGACCACGCCUCGUGCAGCGGCCACGCCUACAUCAUGUCCGGCGAGUGGGUGAAGGGACGCAACCCCAGCGACCUGUCGUGGUCGCCGUGCAGCCGCGACGACCUGGAGAAGUUCCUCAGGUCCAAGUCGAGCGCGUGUCUGCUGCACACGGACCCGUGGAGCCGCCAGCAGCCGCGCCUUCCCUCCAAGCUUCCCGGGAUGCAUUACAGCGUCGACGAACAGUGUCAGAUCCUCUUCGGAACCAACGCCACCUUCUGCUCCGACAUGGAGCACUUGAUGUGCGCCGGUUUAUGGUGCCUGGUGGAGGGCGACGCCUCCUGCAAGACCAAACUGGACCCGCCCCUGGACGGAACUCAGUGUGGACCGGACAAGUGGUGCCGCAGCGGGGAGUGCGUGAGUAAGAGCCCGAUCCCGCAGCACGUGGACGGCGACUGGAGCCCUUGGAGCCCGUGGAGCAUGUGCAGUCGCACGUGCGCCACCGGAGUCCAGUUCAGACAGAGGAAGUGCGACAACCCCCCGCCAGGACCGGGCGGGCACCCCUGCCAAAAAGCCAGCGUGGAGCACAAAGCCUGCGAGGGUCCUCCGUGCCCAAAGGGGGCGCCCAGCUUCAGGGACCUUCAGUGUUUGUCCUACGACCGACACGCCGGCAAGAAGAAGAGCGACAUGCUAACCGCCGUCGUCAACGAAGAGAAGCCAUGCGCGUUGUUCUGCCGUCCGGUGGGUCGUGACAUUUCCGUGCUGAUGGCCGACAGGGUGAUGGACGGCACGCCGUGCGGUCCGUACGAGGCCGACCUGUGCGUCAACGGCAGUUGCCAGAAAAUCGGCUGCGACGGCGUCAUCGGCUCGUCGUCCGAGGAAGACGCCUGCGGCGUUUGCGAUGGCGACGGACGAUCGUGCGCCGUGGUGAGGGGAGACUUCAACCACAGCGGCGGCAUGGGCUACGUGGAGGCGCUCGUCAUUCCCGCCGGAGCGCGGCGGAUCAAAGUGGUGGAGGACAAACCCUCGCACAGCUUCCUGGCCCUGAAAGACGGCGGUGGCAAGUCGAUCAACGGCGACUGGAAGAUCGAGCUCCCGGGAGAGUUCCAGGUGGCCGGCGCCACCGUCCGAUACGUCAGGCGAGGAUUGUGGGAGAAAAUGUGGGCCCGGGGGCCCACGCGCGCCCCGCUGCACCUCCUGGUGCUGCUGUUCCACGACCCAACGUACGCCAUUCACUACGAGUACACGACGGAGCGCCCGGGCCCCCCCCAGCGCCUCUACGUCUGGACGCACGGUGGCUGGGGCGCCUGCAGCGCGCAAUGCGGAGGAGGCGAGCGGAGGACCUCGGUGUCGUGCGUGCCUUUGGCCAACCGCUCCGCCGAGGCCGCCGACGAUUCCUUGUGUGGGGCCGAGCGUCGGCCGGCGCCGCAAGUGGGGCCGUGCAACCCUCAACCCUGCCGCUUCCGGUGGUCGGCGAGCGAGUGGGGCCCCUGCUCGGCCACGUGCGGCCCCGGCACGCAGCGGCGGCGGGUGCUCUGCGCGCGGCAACGGCGCGACGGCUCACGUGAGGAGGAGGAGCAGGAGGAGGGGGAGGAGCGGGAGGACGGGGGCGGCGGCCGCUGCCCGGGGCCCCGCCCGCCGCACCUGCAGGCCUGCGAGGGCCGCCUCUGCCUCGCCGUCUGGGAAGCCUCCGAGUGGUCGCAGUGCUCGGAGGGCUGCGGCCAAGGGGUGCGCACUCGCAACGUCACGUGCGGCAGCGCCGGCGGCCUCUGCGAUCCGCCGACGCGGCCGGCCCACCGGGAGCCCUGCCGGGACCACUCGCGCUGCUUCGAGUGGAAAACCGCCCAGUGGUCCAAGUGCUCGUCGUCGUGCGGGCGGGGCCUGCAGUCGCGCGCGGUGCAGUGCAUGCACAAAGUGAGCGGUCGCCACGGCAGCGAGUGCCCGCCGGCCCUGCGCCCGCCCACCUACCGACCCUGCCGGCCCCAGGGGGAGUGCCGCCGCCGCCAGGCCACCCAGCUCGACGGCAACGCCAUCACCUCGCCCAGGCUAGCCGCGCUGACCUACAAGUGCACGAGCGGCGACCAGUGGCCCGUGUACUGCCGCGUGAUCCGCGAGAAGAGCCUUUGCCGGGAUGUGCGCUGGUACCAACGUUGCUGCCGGACUUGCGGAGACUUUUACGCCAGCCGGACCUCUUGGUGACGGCGGAGGACCGACGGCCGAUGGGACGGGACGGCAAGACCGGCAAAUGUUUUGCCAGACGCCCGAAAGCGAAAGUCAGAAGUCACAUACCUCGUAACGCUUCCGGCGCUAACGGAUUAGCCGACCGACGGCCAACCUGAGACCCCCCCAAAAACAACACAACUGAUGUCAUCGGUCGGCUCCUCCCAGAGCGGAAGCGUCGUCAAAGGUGCUAUCUUCUUAUUUUGACGAUGAUUUUUAGGAUUGUAUUUAACACGAUGACGAUUUUUGCGGAUUGUUGUCGAUAUUUGUUUUGAGUGGGCUGCCAUUUUGUGUACCUCGCGUUCUUUCUGUACUUGAUGGUGCUCGACGCAAUAAAUGUCUACUGGCCUCA
This is a messenger RNA of Hippocampus zosterae (dwarf seahorse), 3867 nucleotides long. It is a transcript of the gene adamts17, whose product is annotated as ADAM metallopeptidase with thrombospondin type 1 motif, 17. Gene Ontology annotation, molecular function: metalloendopeptidase activity. The transcript has 23 exons. Lineage: Eukaryota; Metazoa; Chordata; Actinopteri; Syngnathiformes; Syngnathidae. The coding region runs from base 219 to 3494 and encodes 1091 amino acids. Gene Ontology annotation, cellular component: extracellular matrix. Gene Ontology annotation, biological process: extracellular matrix organization; proteolysis. The record is from RefSeq and is a predicted model, not a curated record.